UAUACAUAUACGUUUGUCACUUUGUCUUCAAGUGAUAAGAUAUCAGUUGAAAUUGACUUAUGUUCAUACUUAACGUUAUUUAACAUGAGCAAUUAUCAAAACAUUGGAGGAUUGCGCCACAAGUACAACGAAAGCCACACAGCUUUUACAGAAAGUCAUUUAGUUAGCGACGACCCAAUAAAACAGUUUGAUCAUUGGUUCCAAGAAGCUAAAAAUUGUUCCAAAAUCCUUGAACCAAAUGCUAUGUGUCUUGCAACAUGCAAUAAGCUAGGUAGACCGUCUUGCCGGUUUGUCCUUUUAAAGGGUUAUGGAGAAGAAGGUUUUACAUUUUAUACGAAUGGCGAAAGUCGAAAGGGGCAAGACAUGGAAGAAAACUCUUAUGUGUCUAUAGCGUUUUAUUGGGAACAUUUAAGCAGGCAGAUCCGGAUCGAAGGGCAAGUUUCAAAAUUGCCUGAAGAAGAAUCGCUUAAGUAUUUCAAGUCGAGGCCGAUUUCAAGUCAGAUCAGUGCUGCUGCGAGUCAACAGAGCUCUGUUAUAGAAUCCCGUGAAGUCCUUGUUGAAAAAGCAACAGAAUUACAAGAAAAAUUUGGUGAUAAUGUUGAAAAACCAAAACAUUGGGGAGGAUAUCUUAUCAACCCGGACAAAAUUGAAUUUUGGCAGGGACAGAGCAAUCGACUUCAUGAUAGAAUUAUUUUUGAAAGGAAAGAAGGAUCUGCCUGGGUGCGGUACAGGCUUGCUCCAUAAAAAAAAGUAAAAAGUUAUAAUAAUUUGUUAAUUAAUUUUAAGUACAGAAAAAUUACACAGUGAUAUUGUAUGUACAAGUGUGAUUUUUUUUUUGUUUUAAUUAAUGUCUAAAUUAAUUUUUAAGUCAUGCCUUUGAACUUGGCUUUCAGCUUUUUAUUUUUGCAUGAACGUUUUACAUAGCUUCUUUUGAUUUUCACAGAUUACACCCUUCACAUAAUAUGUAAAUGAUUUAGAAAGUAUAUAUAUUUUUUUAUA
Molecule: messenger RNA, 999 nt
Organism: Cimex lectularius (bed bug)
Lineage: Eukaryota; Metazoa; Arthropoda; Insecta; Hemiptera; Cimicidae
Product: pyridoxine-5'-phosphate oxidase-like
Exons: 5
Coding region: 85-744 (219 amino acids)
Biological process (GO): pyridoxine biosynthetic process; pyridoxal 5'-phosphate biosynthetic process
Molecular function (GO): pyridoxamine phosphate oxidase activity; FMN binding
Source: RefSeq, a predicted model, not a curated record